Messenger RNA from Aspergillus nomiae NRRL 13137, 485 nucleotides. RefSeq names its product DUF3759 domain-containing protein. The transcript is spliced from 3 exons. Lineage: Eukaryota; Fungi; Ascomycota; Eurotiomycetes; Eurotiales; Aspergillaceae. The coding region runs from base 56 to 385 and encodes 109 amino acids. The record is from RefSeq and is a predicted model, not a curated record.
AUCUCAUCACAAUCUCUCUUCCAAUAACUACAUUAUCACACAUCUUACAUUCACCAUGGGUUGGUUCGACGACGACAGUGACCAGGCUCGCCACUACGAGCAGUUCAACAACUACGACGGUAGCGAGGAGCACAAGGCCAAGUUCAGCCAUGAACUCAUUGCCGGUGCCGCCUCCUUCGAGGCCAUGAAGGCCUACCAGGACCACUGUGAAAAGAACGGCCAGCCCCAGAGCCACGAGACCGCCAAGGAGCUCCUGGCCGGUUUUGCCGGUGCCUUCAUCGACCGCGAGGUCGAGAGCAAGGGUCUUGACUUCGUUGACCGGGAGAGGGCCAAGCACCACGCCCGCGAGCAGCUCAACGAGGCCUCCUCUCGCGACUUCUACUAAGUGCCUUCGCGGGAUCCAGCUAUGAUUGUGUUAUUGUCCUAGCUCUCUCGAUAUAUAUACCAAUUUGAAUACCAAUAUACCACGCGCCAUCUGUUUCUCC